This is a messenger RNA of Echinostoma caproni, 375 nucleotides long. The record is from the annotation of a GenBank genome assembly. Lineage: Eukaryota; Metazoa; Platyhelminthes; Trematoda; Plagiorchiida; Echinostomatidae.
AUGUCUUCUCCCCGCAAAGACCGCAUUAUCGGACCAUCACUUCGACCGGAUGAUGUGGCUCCAGCUACCGGAAUCGGCCCAGCGAUCCCCGUGGAAUUAUUCCAGUCUAAAAUGGUUCGAGAUGCCGAAAACGUGGAGGAAGAAGUGGUGGAUUUAUCGACUAUCGGUCCCCUCAUUCCAGGACAGGAAUUCGGCGACGAGUUACGUCAUCUCAGAUCAGAUGGAGUAAGCAUCAGGGGUUUCUUCAUCUUCGUCCUCUGUCAUCGCUGUAAAUUCGACUUGUUUUGUUUAUUCUGUCUAUUACGAUUUCGUCUGUUUGUCUUGUUGGCCUGUGGUCAGUCCCGUGCAUUGCAUUCAUCGAACAGCAGUAUUUGA